AUGACCAAAGAAUUGUCACGAUUGAUUGAGAAGCACGAUGGCACAUUCUGGAACAAUAAUGUCAACCAUCAGCGAUGUUUUUGCCAUGUCCUGGCAUUAAUCCUGGGUGCAGGUCUGGCUGCGGUAAAGUUAUCAUCAGCCAAGGGCCCAACUUCCAAAAAACCCGAAAACUUUCCAACUCUCGAAACCAUCAGCCGAGCUGAAGCAGCCUCUCUGGAGGUGUUGCGGGGGCAACACUCUCGUAGAGAGGCUUAUGCCCGAAGUUAG
Messenger RNA from Puccinia graminis f. sp. tritici CRL 75-36-700-3, 267 nucleotides. RefSeq lists its product as uncharacterized. The record is from RefSeq and is a predicted model, not a curated record. Lineage: Eukaryota; Fungi; Basidiomycota; Pucciniomycetes; Pucciniales; Pucciniaceae. Bases 1 to 267 code for a protein of 88 amino acids. The transcript has a single exon.